Messenger RNA from Exserohilum turcica Et28A, 1926 nucleotides. RefSeq lists its product as uncharacterized. NCBI's taxonomy places the organism in Eukaryota, Fungi, Ascomycota, Dothideomycetes, Pleosporales, Pleosporaceae. Gene Ontology annotation, molecular function: nucleic acid binding; ATP binding. The transcript has 2 exons. The record is from RefSeq and is a predicted model, not a curated record. Gene Ontology annotation, cellular component: nucleolus. The coding region runs from base 1 to 1926 and encodes 641 amino acids.
AUGGCUCCCCAGGCGAACAUGGACCGCUCCUUUGGCGCCCUGACGCCAGCGCUGUCCGAAUGGAUCCUCGAGGCGGUCGAUUCCAUGGGCUUCGUCAAAACCACGCCUGUGCAGCAUGCAGCCAUCCCCAUGUUCAUGAAGAACUCGGAUGUUGUGGUCGAAGCUGUCACGGGAAGCGGAAAGACUCUAGCCUUUCUUAUUCCCAUUGUGGAGCGCCUGCUCCGACUCGAUGCGCCCAUCAAGAAGCAUCACGUGGGUGCCAUCAUCAUAUCGCCAACCAGAGAGCUGGCAACACAGAUUCACACAGUACUGCUAUCUCUGCUCAAAUUCCACGCCCCUUCUGCAGCCCUGUUGGAACCCGAAGAUGAUGACACCGACAUGGACGACGCCGACGCGCCGCCAAAGCCAAAGUUCCCCCCAGGCACCUUGAGAGUCGUCCCUCAGCUGCUCCUUGGCGGCUCAGUGACGCCCGCGCAAGACCUUAGCAGAUUUCUAAAAUCAUCCACCAACAUUCUCAUCGGCACGCCAGGUCGACUUCUCGAGCUCCUCUCCUCACCGCACGUGCAUUGCUCGCAGUCUUCUUUCGACGCUCUUGUUCUCGAUGAAGCCGAUCGCCUGCUCGAUUUGGGUUUCAAAGAUGAUCUGCAGAAGAUCCUAUCUCGUUUACCCAAGCAACGCCGGACUGGCCUUUUCAGUGCGAGUGUAAGCGAGGCAGUCGACCAGCUUAUUCGCGUUGGUCUCCGAAAUCCAGUCCGGAUCGCAGUCAAGGUCAAAGCACGAGCUGCGCCCAAUGCGGCGACAGGCGAGGCCGGGGCCAUCGAGGACAAGAGGACACCUGCAAGUUUGCAGAUGUCGUACCUAGCCAUGCCUGCGUCUCACAAGCUCUCCGCCAUCAAGAAACUACUAGCGUCUUUACAGCCACAGCCCCAGAAGUCAAUCACGUACUUGGCGACAUGUUAUUCCGUCGACUACUUUCAACACGUUUUGCCAGAAGUUCUAAAAGGGUAUGCCAUUGUUCCUAUGCACGGCAAGCACCCAGACAAGGUCCGCCGGAGAAACUUCAACAAGUUUGUUGACAGUGUAGCACCGACUAUCCUCCUGACCACUGAUGUUGCAGCUCGAGGUCUCGACAUACCGUCAGUUGACCUAGUCUUGCAGCUCGAUGCGCCAAGUGAUCCAAAGACCUUUAUCCAUCGUUGUGGUCGAGCAGGCCGAGCGGGCCGUAAAGGACUUGCCGUCACCUUUCUGAACCCAGGCCGCGAAGAAGACUAUGUGGAAUUCCUCCGCGUCCGACAAACACCCAUAUCGCCCUUGACCACUCCAAAAAUCGACGUCUCCAAGGAAGAAGCAGAAGCGGCAAGUAACAAAAUAAGAAAGGUAGUCAAGUCUGACCGGGCGCUGUUCGACAAGGCGCAGCGAGGCUUCGUGUCAUGGGUCCGCGCAUACAGCAAGCACACAGCCAGCUCCAUAUUCCGCAUUCCAGAUCUCGACUGGACAGAACAAGGCAAUGCAUGGGGUCUUCUCAAGCUACCCAGCAUGCCCGAACUCAAAAAAUGGGACGGCGAUCGAAGUCUAGGCGUCGCUCUGGACUUGAGCACCUACGCAUACAAAGACAAGGCGCGCGAGCAGCAGCGCCAGGUCGAGCAGGCCGAGUAUGAAUCCAACAAGGCCGAGGGCAAGAAACGCUAUGUACCAGAGGAUAAGAAGGCUUCGGCUUGGACUCAGCAGAAAGACAUGAAGGCCUUGAAGGAGCUGCGGAGAGAGAAAAAGGUGGCAAGGCGCGAGCACGAGCGUGUGGCGGCCAUGACUGAAGACGAGCGCAAGGAAGAAGAGCGGUUAAAGGCCAUGAUUGCGCAGGUGCGGAAGACAGUGGCUGAGAAAGAAGCACAGGACGAAGAGGAUGAGUUUGAGGGAUUUAGCGAUUGA